Molecule: messenger RNA, 2524 nt
Organism: Prunus persica (peach)
Lineage: Eukaryota; Viridiplantae; Streptophyta; Magnoliopsida; Rosales; Rosaceae
Product: pectate lyase
Exons: 3
Coding region: 723-2129 (468 amino acids)
Molecular function (GO): pectate lyase activity
Source: RefSeq, a predicted model, not a curated record
CAUUUUAAUUUUUGAUCAAAUUACUUGUACCACGUUGAUUGACAACAUUAUCGACCGUAUUAGUAAGUAUGAAAUAAUGUAAUCAAUGAUGCGAUUAGUAAGUAUGAAAUACCAUAUUAUCAAUCACACACAUGUUACAUUACUCUUUAAAGUAGUUUUUUUUAUUAUUUUUAAAUAUGGAAUAUUUAGGAAUGAUUUUAUCCUUUUAGAGAUCACUUUUUUUGGAUGUUGACUAAUGGUAAGAAUCAAGAGGAAUGGUCAAGAAAGAUUGUAGAAAUUAAUAGGGAAAAGGAAAAUCUCAGAACUAAGCUAAUCCAAUAAAGAAAAUCCAAAGUGAGCAAAGAAGGCAAAUAGGAAUUUCGACCGUUGAAAGGGAAAGGGGCUCCCCUCUCUUCCCUCCCCACGUCUCAUUCUCAUCUAUUUGCUUCAUUUAGAUUUCUUCGUUGUGCAUAUAUAACCAAACUCCCCCAUUGCAGUUCUAAAUAUUUUAAUUAAUUCCCUAAAAAAAAAAAAAAAUCAAUUAAUAACCAUGGAAACUGUCCUGCCCUGCCCUGCAAAUUAAAGCCAUUACUUCAACCCAAGCAGUCUGGUAGGUCCAGUUUCACACCCCCAUAUAGGGCUCAACCUUUGCUACAUUAGACAUCAGUAUAAGAAAAAUAAACCCAACAAAACAAAAAAAGCAAGAAAGCAAGGAAAGGUGAAGAAUUUUUUUUUUUGAGAGGAUGGCAAUGGAAGCUGAGAAGCUAAAUGUUGUGAUUUUAUGUGUUUUUGUAAUUGCAAUAACAAUCCCAACAACAGUGAGGGCAAACAUUGCGGAUUUUGAUGAGCAUUGGCAGCAGAGAGCCGCAGAAGCCAAGAAGGCCGCCCAUGAAGCCUACCAUGAUGAUCCUAUAGCAGUCACCGAGCAUUUCAACAAGCAAGUCCUUGACACCUUCGAUUAUGCAAACAACACAAGAAGGAACUUGAACCAGAAGUACAAGGGUCCAUGCAUGGCUACAAACCCUAUCGAUCGUUGUUGGCGAUGCGAUCCAAACUGGGAAAAAAAUCGCAAGAGGCUAGCCGAUUGUGCCCUUGGCUUUGGGCGCAAGGCAACUGGAGGGAAACUUGGACCAAUAUAUGUGGUCACAGAUAACACCGACGCUGACCUAGUGAACCCGAAACCCGGCACACUCCGCCACGCUGUGAUUCAAAAUGGGCCACUUUGGAUCAUAUUUGCUCGGGACAUGAGGAUAAAGCUGACCGAAGAGCUUCUGGUGGCCAGUGACAAGACCAUUGAUGCACGAGGUGCUAACGUGCACAUCCUCGAUGGCGCCCAAAUUUCAUUGCAGUUUGUGAAGAAUGUGAUCAUCACCAACCUCCACAUCCAUAACAACAAGCCUGGAAAUGGCGGCAUGAUUAGGGACUCUAUCAAUCACUUUGGACAGCGCACGCGUAGCGACGGAGAUGGAAUAUCCAUGUUUGGAGCCACAAACGUUUGGAUAGACCAUGUCUCUUUGUCAAAUUGCGCAGAUGGGCUCAUUGAUGCCAUCCAAGGCUCUACGGCCAUCACCAUAUCCAACUGUCACCUCACCAAUCAUAAUGAUGUAAAAAUCCAUCUGUUAUUGCAUUUUACAAAACUAACCCCAUUUGUGAAAUCAUGCGUGCUACUGAUUAUAUAUAUUGUGCAGGUGAUGUUGUUUGGUUCAAGUGAUAGCAACUCUCAGGAUCAAGUGAUGCAGAUAACUCUGGCUUUCAACCAUUUCGGGAAGGGGUUGGUUCAGCGGAUGCCAAGGUGCCGGUGGGGAUUUUUCCAUGUCGUCAACAACGACUACACUCAUUGGCUUAUGUAUGCCAUUGGUGGCAGCCAACACCCUACCAUAAUUAGCCAGGGCAACCGGUUCAUUGCUCCGUCGAACCAAGCGACUAAAGAGGUGACUCAUAGGAACAAUGCACAAGAGGGCGAGUGGAGAUCAUGGAAUUGGAGAUCAGAGAAUGAUCUUAUGAUGAACGGAGCAUUCUUUGUUCAAUCCGGAAGCCCCAUUAGGAAUCUCCCAAAGGCAGAUAUGAUCCAGGCAAAACCUGGGUCAUUUGUGACCAGGCUCACACGCUUUGCCGGUCCUCUUAAAUGCGUUAAAAAUAAGCCAUGUUAAUGCGUAUGUGGGAAUAAACAAAAAAUGAAAAUUGUAUAUAAAUGUAUGAAGCUCAAACUGAACCCUGUUCAGAAAUAACAGAGGUUGUAGCAGUAGACAGUGAAGAGUAACACUGUCUUCUUAUUGCUUUUGUAGUUUCAAUUAUAGGGGGAUCUGACAGUUUGGGGAAGAAGGGAAAAAUAAAGGCUUAGAAUUGGGAGAAACAAUGCAAUUGAUAUAAUUUCUGAUUUCAUCGGUUGAUUUAAUUUGUUCUUUCUAGUCAAGAUAUGUACUUUGAUAUGUUCUACAACUCGACUUUCUCAUUCAUGGUGAAGAAAUGGUUUGAACUUAUGAAUGGUGUGGCAGCAACAUGUUCUUAGGAUUUACUCACGCUAUUGUUACGAGUCGUGCUUUCG